Messenger RNA from Fusarium graminearum PH-1, 431 nucleotides. RefSeq lists its product as uncharacterized. The record is from RefSeq and is a predicted model, not a curated record. The coding region runs from base 77 to 388 and encodes 103 amino acids. Gene Ontology annotation, cellular component: mitochondrion. NCBI's taxonomy places the organism in Eukaryota, Fungi, Ascomycota, Sordariomycetes, Hypocreales, Nectriaceae. The transcript has 3 exons.
AUCGUUAUUAUCACUACAAAUUUCGGGUGAUGAGCAAAUUCACUAUUUCGCAGUCGAAGAGGUAGUAACCGGUGGAAUGGUCCUCACUACUCGUCUGCUGGCUUUCAGCCGUGGCUAUGCCACCACCCGCGCAGGCGGUUCUCGUCUCAAGCCUACGCUAAAUCUCGACCAGUUCAUUCAAAGAGGUCGAGUCUUGGCAUUCUACCGUACUAUUCUGCGCGGUACGAAAAAGAUUCCUGACCCUACAACAAGAGCCGAGUCUCGAAGAUACGCCCGUGAUGAAUUCGAGAGACGUCGCAAUGUGGCAGACUCUGCACACGUUCGAUAUCUCCUCUCAGUUGGCAAGACGGAAUGGGAAGGCAUGGAGAGGUAUAUCGAUGGUAUGUAGCGCAGUAAAGUUGUAGUUGUAGUUGUAUUUGUACAUGUCGGAC